This is a messenger RNA of Epithele typhae, 1371 nucleotides long. RefSeq names its product FAD/NAD(P)-binding domain-containing protein. Bases 1 to 1371 code for a protein of 456 amino acids. The transcript is spliced from 5 exons. Gene Ontology annotation, molecular function: sarcosine oxidase activity; flavin adenine dinucleotide binding. Lineage: Eukaryota; Fungi; Basidiomycota; Agaricomycetes; Polyporales; Epitheliaceae. The record is from RefSeq and is a predicted model, not a curated record.
AUGAACACACAACAAGAUCUCUAUGCAAAGUAUGACGUGGUUGUCAUCGGCGGUGGUCCCGUGGGACUCUCGACCGCUUUAGAAUGCGCAAAGGCGGGACAGAAGGUUCUGGUGCUUGAGCAGUCUGUCUUUUUCAACUACUCAGGAAGCUCGGGUGAUCUUGUCCGCAUGUUCCGGACCGCAUACACAGAAGACUUCAUGGCCACCCUAGCUGUUCAGUCCAUGACGCUCUGGAACGAGCUCGAGGAGGAGGCUGGAGAGCCUAUGCGCUUGAUGUCUGGACUUCUCAACUUUGGUGACCCUCAUUACGGAGAGGGUGGCCCCGAAGGCACGCUCUUGGGACCCAUCCCUAACCUGGAGAAGUACAACAUGAAGUACACCCAGCUCGAUCGCGAUGAGAUUCAACAGCAGUACCCGUUUCAGAACCUCCCCGACGAAUGGAUCGGCAUCGACAUGCCUGACAACGGCUGCAUCGACGUCACCCUCCUUGUGCGGACACUCUACCGCUUGUGCCAGGAGCGUGCGGUCGAUCUCUUCGAUUAUUCUACGGUCACACGCAUCGCACCGGAUCUUUCGAAAGUAUACCCUCCUGCAAAGUGGGUCAUCGAAGGUACCAUGCUGAAUGCCAGCGGUGCCAGCGCUCAAGGCAUGCAGUUCUCCUUCCGCUCGGAUAAGAUCGCCAUCACUCCGGGGGCGUAUGUCAAUCACGUACUGUAUCCUUCUUUUGGCUUCUCCGUUGAUGUGAACAUCUGGGAAAUGGUCUACUCCUACUGGGCAAUCGACUACGAUAUCUCGUUCCCGAAGAUGUGGUUCCAGUUUCAGGAAGACUCCACCCGCGAUGGCCUCCCCGUUUCCAACCUAUUCUACGGUUUCCCCUCCGUCCCCUGGGGCCCACCCAACCUCUGCCGCAUCGCCGUCGACACCGCCACGAACGUGGUCACCGAUCCCGACCACCGCGCGUACGGCGUCAUCUCUCCGGCCGACCUCGAUAACACGCGCUCUUGGAUGAUCAACCACGUUCUCGGUGUGGGGCCCACACCCCUCCCCGUCCUCUCUGGGACAUGCCUGCAGACGAACGUCUCGGACAACAUGUUCGUCCUUGACUUCGUGCCUGAGCGCUAUGUUGGCACGGAACGCGACAAGAGCAUCGUCGUCUUCACGGCCGGCUGGGCGAUGAAGUUCGUCCCGCUCCUUGGGCGGGUGUUGCGCGAGAUGCUGCUCGACGGACAGACCCAGUACGACGUCAGCCAGUUCAGCAUCGAUCGCAAGCCCGACGGCAAGCCAAUCAUCCGGGAUGGCCCUGUACCCAACGCUCCCGAAGUCGAUGCGGCAGCGGCCUUGAGUGGUUCGUCCCGCCACAUGGGCCACUAA